Messenger RNA from Sesamum indicum (sesame), 4752 nucleotides. Its product is annotated as pentatricopeptide (PPR) repeat-containing protein. Gene Ontology annotation, molecular function: protein binding; RNA binding; zinc ion binding. Gene Ontology annotation, biological process: RNA modification. Lineage: Eukaryota; Viridiplantae; Streptophyta; Magnoliopsida; Lamiales; Pedaliaceae. The record is from RefSeq and is a predicted model, not a curated record.
CUUUUCCUCCUCAUUCUCUUUCUGUGUUAUCUCAUUCUCUCCGCCCUUCCCCACUUUUCCUCUCCCUCUCCCCCUCUUCUGUCGUUCUGCCGCCUCUAUCCGCCGCUCCUUAAUCUCUCUUCUCUCCUCGGCGCGUCUGCCGUCGCCGAGCUCCUUCCCCCCACUCUCUCGUCUCUCUUUUUCCCUCCCCCUUCUCCCUCUCCUUCCGCCGCGUCUUUCUUCUCUGUUCCGCCGCCCCUGUCAGUUGUGAAUUCUAAUGGAAUCUCAGUUUUUACCUCAGUCUAUUUUAGUUGGAUCUUUUUUCUGAUGGAAUAAUCUCUACAUUGUUAAUUGAACUGGGAUUUUGAGAAAGUAGCAUCUGUCUGAUGUCGAAGCUCCCUCAUACAAAUGCAGCAAGAUUCAAUUGAUUUCUUUUAAGACCAGGGAAACAAUGUUAGAAAGAAAUCUCAGAGUCUUGUAGUUCUUGUAAACAACAAGGAAACAGUACAAGAAGUUUGCAAGAAGGCUGCUGCAAAUAGGGACAAAACAAAAGCCGCUGCCGUUCUGGCCACCAUUCUUCUUCAGGACGAUUAGAGUUUUUCCUUUCAAAGAAGAUUGAUGAAAAGAACAACUCAGAUAGGUCGAGCGACGGGAUUCAAGUUAUAUUGCCUGUUCGUGACCCAUAGCAAUGCAAAAUCCACCACCUCCCACGUCGCAGGUGGAUUUGUAUGCAUCCAUUCUGCAAACAAGUCUCAAAACCAAAAGCCUUUCUGCCAUCAAACCAAUCCACGCCCGUAUAGUCAAAUCUGGGCUUCACCUGGGGGUUUUCUUGAUGAAUAAUCUUAUGAAUGCGUAUGCUAAGACAGGGUUUGUUUCUGAUGCUCGCCGCGUGUUCGAUGGGAUGUCUGUUAAGAAUGUAUCUUCAUAUAACACUCUCUUGUCUGCCUGUGCAAAGCAGGGUAUGAUACGAGAAGCGCUUUGUAUCUUCAAUGAAGUGCCUGAACCCGACUCUGUUUCUUGGACGGCGAUGAUUGUGGGGUAUAAUCAAAUGGGCCGUUUUGGGGUAGCUUUUCGGAUGUUCCUGGAGAUGAUGAAGUGUAAAGUUGUGCCUACUGAAUACACACUUACUAACGUUCUUGCCUCUUGUGCAGCAAUUGAGGCGUUGGAUGUAGGUAGGAAGGUUCACUCAUUUGUUGUUAAACUUGGCCUCUCUGGCUACGUGUCUGUAGCGAAUUCUUUAGUGAAUAUGUACGCAAAGGUGGGUGAUGUUGGGACAGCAGUGGCUGUGCUUAAUAGGAUGAAGUUGAAGAAUGUUUCAACUUGGAAUGCAGUUAUCUCACUGCAUAUGCUGACUGGUCAGGUAGAGCGUGCAUUGGCUCAAUUUGAGGAAAUGAAAGAACGUGAUGUUAUUUCUUGGAAUUCAAUGAUUGCAGGUUAUAAUCAGUGUGGUUUUGAUGCCAAAGCACUGAACUUGUUUUCAGAAAUGCUCAAGGAGUCUAAACUAAGACCUGAUAGAUACACUCUGGCCAGUGUAUUGUCUUCUUGUGCAAAUCUUGAGGACAUAGAAAUUGGGAAACAAAUUCAUGCUUAUAUCAUUAGAACUGAAUUUGAUACUUCAGGAGCAGUUGGGAACGCGUUGAUCUCUAUGUACUCAAAGUGUGGUGGUCUUGAAAUAGCUCAAAGAUUGUUGCAGAAAUGUGGAACAUCUACACUUAAUAUUAUAGCGUUUACAGCUUUAUUAGAUGGAUUCAUCAAGCUUGGAGAUAUAAAUCCAGCCAGGCAGAUUUUUGACUCAUUGCAGGAGCGUGAUGUGGUUGCAUGGACAGCUAUGGUUGUUGGAUAUGCACAGAAUGGCCUCAAUAAUGAUGCAAUGGAGCUCUUCAGAUCCAUGAUCAAAGAUGGCCCGGUGCCUAACAGUUAUACCCUUGCAGCUAUGCUAAGUGUCAGUUCGAGUUUGGCUUCAAUAAAUCAUGGUCAACAAAUCCACGCAAUUGCCAUAAAGUUGGGGGAAGCAUCAUCUGUUUCUGUGAGCAAUGCAUUAAUUAACAUGUAUGCGAAGGCUGGUAGUAUCAACUUUGCCAGAAAAGUAUUCAUUCUAAUUCAACAGAGAAGAGAUUCAGUCUCCUGGACUUCCAUGAUCAUGGCUUUAGCACAGCAUGGAUUUGGAGAGGAGGCAUUACAAUUGUUUGAAAACAUGUUGACAUUAGGGAUUACGCCAGACCAUAUAACUUAUGUGGGUGUUCUCUCAGCCUGUACCCACGUGGGACUAGUGGAAAAAGGUCGCAGAUACUUUAAAAUGAUGAAAGAUGUGCACGGAAUUGAACCCACAUCAAGCCAUUGUGCUUGCAUGAUUGACCUGUUUGGUCGUGCAGGGUUGUUAGGGGAAGCACAAGAUUUUAUAAAGACCAUGUCAGUUGAACCAGAUGUUAUUGCUUGGGGGUCGCUUUUAGCUUCUUGUAAAGCCCACAAAAAUGUGGAACUCGCAGCAAUUGCAGCAGAAAGAAUGCUUUCAAUUGAACCUGACAAUAGUGGGGCCUAUUCGGCUCUUGCAAAUGUCUAUUCAGCUUGUGGGAAAUGGGAGGAGGCUGCCAAAAUUAGAAAGUGGAUGAAAGAUAGACAGGUGAAGAAAGAGCAAGGAAUCAGUUGGUUGCAAAUAAAGAGUGAAGUCCAUGUCUUUGGUGCAGAUGAUGCACUUCAUCCACACAGAGAUGCAAUCUAUCAGAUGAUCGCCAAAAUCUGGGAGGAGAUUAAAAAGAUGGGUUUUGUUCCAGACACUGCUUCAGUAUUACAUGAUCUUGAUCUAGAAUUGAAAGAGCAAAUUCUCAAGCAUCACAGUGAGAAACUCGCCAUUGCGUUUGCAUUAAUGAAUACUCCAGACAACAGUACUCUAAGGAUCAUGAAGAACCUUAGAGUUUGUAAUGAUUGUCAUUCUGCCAUCAAAUUUAUCUCUAAAUUGGUUAAUAGGGAAAUCAUUGUUAGAGAUGCUACACGUUUCCACCAUUUCAAGGAUGGCUUGUGUUCUUGCCGGGAUUAUUGGUAAGCAUUGGUGAAAAGUACUCCUAGACAAAUUUGGGUUGGAAAAAGAUCUGAUUGUGGCUGGACAAGGUUGCCUACAUGGGGAGCAUAUUUAUGCAACAUUUAUCACGAUAGCCAACAGUUUCUCCUGAUGCCCAACUUGCCAAGAAUUGGAAGGCCUGUAGGAAUGCCUGCCUACAGGGUCGAUUGGAAGUCAUCUCAAGGGAAAGCGCUAUUCACACACUACGGGGAUCAUAAUGCUUAACAUUGGCUGUUUAUCUGGAUGCAACACAUGCAAAUAGACUUUUCUGAUGUCCCAAAUCCUCGGUAUGGUUCUCUGUUCUCAUUAGUGCUCAGCUGUCCAAGCUGACCAUUUUUGAGACACAAAAUGAAAUGCUAAGGGUGUGCUUGCUUGUGGGAAAACGCUACUCAAUUGGCACUGUUCACCGAGGAGAAAAAAAUGGCUGUUGCAGACGAUUACUUGUUUUCUUCUCUAUCCAUCUUCCCCACUCCCAAAUGACACAAGGUUCUACUUUCGUUUUUGUUCAGUUAUGGCUAUGAAUCUCUGUUGCAUGGGGAGGAUCUGUUGUGGUCUGUUCUCUAUUGGAAGAUAUGCACGAGGACAAAUCUCACAUUCCUGAUGUGGUGUGGACGAUAUAGAAGGCUCCUUUAUUGGAGUCUUUCGUGGACAAACACCAGUGGAGGAGAGCAACACGUGUAGCCGAUCCAAGGUGAAAACCAGAAAAGGAAUUUCUAUUUAUUUUAUGCUGCAGUUUUCCCUUCUCCAUAGCCUAGAUUGUAUGAUCCUUGCAUUUUAAUACACUGAUAGCCAGAGAACAUUCUAGGGUACAUCCCUUAGACAUCGAUUAAUUUCUUUUAUUUUUCGCCUUACUGCACUUCCGCCGCUUUUUUGGGUCGAUCCGCUCCCUUUCAACAAAAAGAAAUGUGAGCUGUUGUCUGCCCAGGAUUAGAGUUACUGAGAGUCCGUGGCCAGAGACAAGGAGUGGAAGGAUGAAUUGGAGUUUUUUAUUGAUGUUUGAUUGGUCUUGAUCAUGCUCUUGAUCAUGGUAAGGAGUUGUUUUAUUUGACUAAUGAAUAUAAGAGGUUGUGGAGAAUAGCAUGUUGCCAGGGGACAAAGCUUUUAUGCAGUCCCCUAUUUUUGAGUCCAUUAUUGAUGGUAAUGUAUGCGAGGAGUUGAUGAGUACCUAGAACAAGUGUAUUUCCCAAACUCGAAUCUUGAAUCGUUAUAGAGAGGACUUUGAUGUGGGCCUCCUGGACCCGACCAAAGAUGAAUACUGCAAUUUCUUUCUGCAGCGGCUGAAAUCCCUAUAAAUGAUGAGUUUUAUGCCCUGCUUCCUCCUCCUUCUAUUGAUCCCAUCGAUGAGGAUGUCAAAGUAGCUGUUGAAACCUUAAUGGAAGCCACAUGUGGGGUCAUCUUUAGAGGUUCCAACUGCUCCUACUAUUCCUACUGAAGUCAACAUCAUUCCUGAUCCGUUUGCUCUCCAAGAGGACUGAAGUAAAGAGAUAGUAUUUGAGGAUACAACAGAGCUUAAUAUGCCACAGGGCUAGGAGGUUGCUCAUGCUGAUGAUCUUUCCAUACCUUCAUUUGUUCCCUAUGAAGAAUCUUUUAAGGAGAAUAUCUAUGAUCUGGGGAAGUUGCCAGGUAUUAAGGGUGUUGGGGAGGAUGUUCCCCCUUCCGUGGAUUAAAUUCUGAUGAAUAUAUUUGAAGGCACCCGUGCACCAUAAACAUUUUCAAAA